AUGCCGAACAACAUGAAAUCCGCUAUAGAUUAUAGAAAUAAGUUUGUCCUCGCGCCUAUGGUGCGUGUCGGUACGCUACCGAUGCGGCUACUGGCCCUGGAAUACGGUGCCGAUCUCGUUUACACCGAGGAAAUCAUUGACUGGAAGUUGCUGCGAACGGAACGACACACAAACGAGGUACUCGGAACGGUGGAUUACAUCGACAAAACGGACGGUACGGUUGUGUUCCGUACCUGCCCGGAUGAACGGGAAAAGGUGAUCCUGCAGAUCGGUACGGCUUCCGUCGAGCGUGCAGUUGCCGUGGGACUGAUGAUGCAAAAUGAUGUAGCAGCGAUCGAUGUGAAUAUGGGUUGUCCGAAAGAUUUCUCCAUCAAGGGUGGCAUGGGUGUGGCAUUACUGUACGAUCGGCCCCGUGCAAAAGCCAUUCUCGAAGGGUUGGUCCAAAGCGUAAGCAUUCCGGUGACGUGCAAGAUACGUGUUAUGCCCGAUCCGGACGAAACGAUACAACUCGCGAAAGAUCUCGAAUCGACCGGGAUCAGUGCGAUCGGGGUGCAUGGACGCACAAAAACGGAACGACCGCGUGAUCCGGUUAAUGAAGAUGCUAUCGCAAGGGUCGCCACUGCACUACACAUUCCCGUCAUUGCAAACGGUGGUUCGCAGAGCAUAAGCCGCCGUCACGAUAUAGUGAAGUUUGCGCAGCGUUGUUCCACCACAAGCGUUAUGGUGGCCCGCGCCGCCGAAUGGAACUGUUCCGUGUUCCGGACGGAUGGUCCGCUCCCGCUGGAUGACGUUAUACGGCGAUAUUUGGAACUUUCGGUACGGUUCGACAAUUCACCCUCGAAUACCAAGUACUGCGUGCAGAUGAUGUUGCGCAGCUUGCAGGAAAGCCCGACCGGAAGGCGUCUACUGGACAGUCAAACGAUGCAGCAGAUAUGUGAUAUCUGGGAGCUGGGUGAUUACUGUCGGGAAACUCAGCUGCGUUACCAUUUUGCCGGCAUCAAGGGAAGACGGGCGUGUCGGCCAAGGACACUGUCGGAGAAUGGCAAUCAUAUGGGGGCGGAUGACAGUGAACCGGCUGCGAGUAAAAAGCAAUGCCUCGAGAAACCGCCAGCUGAGCAGGAGAUUGAUCCGGAACCACUUAUUGAGGAGAACGUUUGCUUUAUACGGUCCAACUUUACUGAUGACAACACGCUGCCCAAAUCAAAGCUCUAUCUGCACGCCGUUCGCAACGGCCUUGCCCGGGCACAGUACGAGGUGCAGCAGAAGGAUAAACUGUUCCGGGCGUUCAUACGGUACGAUGGCAAACGGUACACUAGCUCGUUCUGGGAGAAAAACAAACGGUACGCGGAACAGGCGGCUGCCCUUGUCUGUCUGCUGAAGCUCGGGGCAGAAACGCGCGAAGAAUUGAUACGCAACGGUGCUAUGUUGCCGACGGCCAAAAGCGACACUACAGACCAUCAGAAUCCGGUCGAGCACAACGGUAAGCUGAAUGGUGCAAUCGAAACGAACGGAACGGAAUAUUUGCCACGGGUGAAUGGAAAGGAGGUUUCCGAAAGUUGCUAA
Messenger RNA from Anopheles maculipalpis, 1563 nucleotides. RefSeq names its product tRNA-dihydrouridine(20) synthase [NAD(P)+]-like (gene Dus2). Gene Ontology annotation, biological process: tRNA dihydrouridine synthesis. NCBI's taxonomy places the organism in Eukaryota, Metazoa, Arthropoda, Insecta, Diptera, Culicidae. Gene Ontology annotation, molecular function: tRNA binding; tRNA dihydrouridine synthase activity. Gene Ontology annotation, cellular component: cytoplasm. The coding region runs from base 1 to 1563 and encodes 520 amino acids. The record is from RefSeq and is a predicted model, not a curated record. The transcript is spliced from 5 exons.